CAGCCGUUACUUUGUUUACCAUAGCCUUGAAGAGAAGUUUAGAUUAUAUCAUAUACUGGGUAUUACAUCACAACAAAUGAAAUUACGGAUUCUGUUGUAGAAUUGCAUUUUGUUAUUGUUAAAAAUGCCACCAAAACGACAAAACAUUGGUCGCCUCACAAAUGAAGCCAAGAGAAGUAAAGUGAAAAGAAAAAAACAGAGGAUGGAAAAUUACAAUGAGAAGAAAGAAACAGAACAUGUUAAUAACAGUCAAUUGGUAUUGAAUAAUCAUAACAACAUGAAGCACAAAAUGAAUGAUGGACAAGAUUCACAAGUGACUAGCUUAACCUCAGUGUCAACUAGAAAAAGAAAAAUUCAGUAUCCAUCUGAAGGAAAGCAAGAGUUUCUUGGUUUUUCCAAAAGUGCAACCGAUAAAAAUAUUGCCCCUAUCAUAAAAACUGAAAUUCUGGAUCCAUCUGAACAAAACCAAGAAUUAAUUUUACCUGAUUAUCCUGAGCAUGUAACUACUAUAGAUCCCAUGUCUGUAGUUAAGAUUGAAAUUUUGGACUCAUCUAAAAUUAAUACCAAACCUCUGUUGUCAAAUAUUAAGAUGGAACAUAUACAAAUUGACACACCUGUAGAUGAAUUAUCGAGAGUUGAAAAAUAUUCUGAAAGUAACAUAAACAAUGAAAAAUCCAGAACUUUUCAAUAUAAACUAACCAAAUGUUUUGUGUUGUUGCAUGACUGCCUAAUUCCUGAAAAUUUAGCUUCAAUAUCAGCAAAUUUCAAGUCUUUAAAAAUCAAUACAGAUGUGUCAAAAUUUUAUACUAAGGUUGAAUUAUUGCCUUUAAGUGAUUCCCCAUUUUUUUGUCAUAUUUCUGAAACUUAUAAAAAUUUGGAACUUUCUGGUACUAAUAAAAAAAUAUCAUUUCGUGGACCUUAUAAGAAAAUGAUAUCGUCUAAGAAGAUGAAAGAACCAAUACUCUAUUCUAGAGUUUGUCCUGAUAUUCCAAAGAAGAAAAAGGCUCGAUCUAAUAAAUCAAAAUAUAUCUGUAAUUGUUUUAAAGCUCCAGAAGAUAUGAUAACUAUAAAAAGCAAAUUGGAUGAAAAUAACCUGGAAUCAACACAGCAGCUUUGCUCAUGUCUGACAAGUGACUUUACCAUGAAACCUGCUGAAAUACGUAUAAAGGACAUCUCUUUAUUGGAUCCAGACUUUGGAAAAAUUUCCUGUGGUUUGAACAAAAUGGACUGGAAUUUUUGAAGUACAUAAUACUUUUGAUGAAUCUCACAAACUGUUUUUUAAACGAAGGAAGGAACAAAUAACUAUUUUAAGAAUGUGAAGAAUUGCCACUGUUCAUAAAACUAAACGUAUAUCGGCAUUCUUGCUCAUAUUACAUGGAUUGAAUCUUUGAUAUUUAUAAAGCGACUAUGAUAAAUAUUUUCAAAGAUUAUUCCUCUUUCUUAAAAUAUUUUUAAUCUUAUAUGAAAAUUUUAACUUUUCAAUUAAGUGUAAAAUCGAUAUUGUAUGUUUCUUGAUUUUUAUAAGCUUCUAUAUUCAUCAAAUAUAUAACCAGAUUGAUCUAUGUGUAUAAAAAAUGAAUCAGAUUUUAUAGUCCAUGAUAUAUUUUGUACAGAUUAAUCAUUUCUUCUGAAUGUAUUAAAAUGUAAAAAUAAUUUGAAAGUCUUUAAUUUUCAUUUAUAAUGCUCAGUUUUUAAAUUUGUUAUGUCACUUUGUCAUAGAAUGUGGUUAGUGAGAUUAAAAAAAUGAAAUUUGCCUAUUCGCGGGAUUGGUUAUGGCAACAUGAACUUGAAGUUCUUAACCUCCAGAUUUAAUAAUGUUAAGAGAAAUAACAGAACAAUUGCAGAUACAUAAAAGAAGUGAAGUAUGCAGAAAUAGUAUAUAUAUAUGAUUUAAAAUUACAUAAUAAAAAUUUGAGAAUUUGGAUGUGCAGGGAAAAUUCACCCAAUAGAAUUUCGGCAAAAUCAGUCUGAGGAACACAUAUAAUGCGUAAAAUUCUAUUUAUUAAAAAUUGCAGUAUUAUAUUCUAUUUAUUUUGAUAGAUACAUAGACUUACAUAGAGUUGUUUACAAUUUGUUAUAAAGUUUUUGAUAUUAAAAGGAUUUUGAGGCUAAUAUAUAUAUGUAUAUUUUAUCUUAUUAUAAUCAUUUUGUAUUUGUAAAUGAAUUGAAAGAGAAAAAUGGUUCUAAAAAAUGUCAGACUUUUUAUAGCUAAAAUUGGAUGUUUUGUAAAAUGUAUUUUAUUUUAUAUUCUUUUCUUUGUUACAUUCUAGACUAGUCACGUUUGUUAAGAAUAUGGAUUGUGUUUAUUUUCAUCUAACUCAUUUAUGCCUAACUUAAUAUUCAUGAUUCCCACACAAAAACAUUUUUAAGUAUCAAAUUGUGAUAGAAAUUAAAGCAUUUACUUGUUCUGUUCAUUGUAUAUAUGAACCAUCUUGAUAGAGUAAAGUCCCAUGACAUUAUAGUGCUUAAAAACAUACAUACUGGUUUAUGUAUCUUCAAGUUUUCAUAGUAUUUAAUUUCGUUAUUUUAUUCAUUACUAGACGCCUUUAGUGACCACUUGCAAAAAUUGUUAAGUUUAGUUUAUAGACAUAAGACUCAUAUUAUAUUAGAAGCCAUACUUUUUUUUUUUUUUUUUGUCAAAAAAGUGGAAAUGCCUUUUUUGGAAUACUACCCAUUCGAAAAAUAUUGAAUAAAUUUAAAUAAUAAAUUAUUAUUUGUUUAAAAACCAAUUUUUUUUCUGAAGUACACACAGCCAGAACCAGAUUAAGCUUGCCAAGAUCUUUUAAGCAUUGCAAAUCUUGGUUUCUCUGGUUUCUUCUCCCUAAUUUCUGAAAUUAGAUAUUUUAUAAUUUAAAUUUAAUUUUAUAUGAGUAGUUUUAUGCAUCAAAUAUUGGCAUGUUGAAAUAAUAAACCUUUUAAUUAUGAGCUACUGGAGACAUGGAUUCAAUAUCUUGCAUAUUAAAACCAUUCAAAAUGUAAAUUUUAAAGAAAUUUAAUGCAAAAUUUAAAAAAUAAUAAUAUUUUUAAUUUAAUCUAAGUUAUAUUUAAGUAUAUUCUGUCUUUUCAAGUAUAAUAAAAUAAUAUAAAAUGUGUAAAAAAGUGGUU
Molecule: messenger RNA, 3105 nt
Organism: Argiope bruennichi
Lineage: Eukaryota; Metazoa; Arthropoda; Arachnida; Araneae; Araneidae
Exons: 3
Coding region: 125-1240 (371 amino acids)
Source: RefSeq, a predicted model, not a curated record